AUGGUCUGGUCCUCUUCCCCAACGCUGCGCCUCGGGGCGCUCGUCGCGGCCGCUGCAAUGCUCUACGGCGCCCAAUCGGCGAAAGUGCUGCCCUCAGGCAUCUGCUACGCGCCGUGGCACCACCCGAGCGUGACGUUUGACGUGAUCGUCAAAGACUUUAGCCACACGGGCCAAUUCUUCGCCAGCGUCCGAACGUUCCAAGCGCUCUUCAGCAGUGUGAACGUCGUUGACGCAGCGGCCGCUGCGGGCAUUAAAGUGGCGGUCGGCGUCCAGAUGACCGAUCCGGCGCUGAUUGACGCCGAGAUCAAAGCCGUGUGCGACGGCUUCAAGGCCCACCCGAGUGCGGUCGAAGCCGUGUACGUCGGCAACGAGAACCUCAAGAACGCGGGCUUUGGCACGUUCUCGGCCGACGAGCUCGUGGGCUAUAUCAAGCGCGUCAAAGCGUGCGUGGGCGACACGCCCGUGGGGUCUGUCCAGCGCAUCAACGAGUGGCUGUCGUCGGACGGCGCGGCGGCGCUCUCGUCCGCGUGCGACGUCAUUGGGACGAACAUCUAUCCGUUCUUCACGAACGGUCCGCAGAGCGCCGUGGAGAAGCUGCAGCUCCAGUGGGAGCAAAUGACGGCCAAGUACGACGCCAAGAAGGUGCACGUGACCGAGACGGGGUGGCCGUCCGACGGCGAAAAGUACGGCGAGAACACGCCGUCGAAAGACGGCAUGCAGACGUACUUUGACGACUACGUCAAGUGGGCGCAGACUGUGCCGCAGAGCUACUGGUUCAUGAUGUACGACACGACCGUGAGCUACACGGGCGCCGAGUACGAGAAGCACUUUGGCGCGUUCACGCCGGACGGGACGCAGAAGCUCACGGUCGCGGCCAGCGGGGGUUCGGCCGUGCAGCAGGAAGCGCCGAAGAACGCGACGGACUCGCCGCGGUCGGUGGAUCCGUCGGAGGACCCGUCGGAGGACCCGUCGCAGGACUCGCAGGACUUGGACGCGGCGAAGGGAUCGCAUGCGACCGAGCCGCCGCAAGCUCCAGGCGUCGUCAAACCGCCUCAGCAGCCCGUGUUGACUGACGCGCCUCCCCCUCCCCCAGCAGUGGAGCCGCCUCAGCCACCUCCGGCCCCGCCGUCGACCGAGGAGAAGCCACCGCAGGCGCCACCAGUAAUUGAAUCGCCACAGCCACCUGUGGUGACGGAACCGGUGUUACCCCUGCCGCCCACAGAGACACCUCCAGCAUUGCUUUCGAAGGAGGAGAAGCCACUUGAGGCGCCCACGGAAGUUCCACCGCCGUCAGCUACGGAGGAAGACCCAUCGUCGUCGUCCACAUCGCAGGAAGAGCCACUGCCCGUGUCUUCGAUCGAGUUCCCUCAGCCGUCGCCAUCGACACCGCCGACUGAGGAAACGCCAUUGACCGACCUGCUUAAAGAGCCCCUGGCGGGUUACACGGACGACUCGUCUCCGCCAGCAGCUGAGGACUUUAAAGAGCUCGAUGCCGCAGUGGCCAAAUGUAAGGUCAAAGGUCUUCGUGCGUGA
This is a messenger RNA of Hyaloperonospora brassicae, 1533 nucleotides long. Lineage: Eukaryota; Oomycota; Peronosporomycetes; Peronosporales; Peronosporaceae. The record is from the annotation of a GenBank genome assembly.